This is a messenger RNA of Solenopsis invicta (red fire ant), 3582 nucleotides long. RefSeq lists its product as uncharacterized. The record is from RefSeq and is a predicted model, not a curated record. NCBI's taxonomy places the organism in Eukaryota, Metazoa, Arthropoda, Insecta, Hymenoptera, Formicidae. The transcript has 2 exons. The coding region runs from base 427 to 1077 and encodes 216 amino acids.
UCGACUGGAUGUUAUUGGUUAUGUCGUUGUAAGAGUGUCGAACGAUUGGUUAAAGCCAUAAGUUAAAACGCGGCAAUUCAAAAUAAAAAUAUUGAUUAAGGGGGCAUAUACCUUUCUCGGCUUAAAAAAAUCGAUUUUUUUUUUAUUACUUAUUUUGAAAGAUUAACAUUUCAAGAAUGUAUAUCCGAAACCAUUUAAAGAAAUUCGGAAAAUUGACAAAGUUAUAGUACUUUAUACCGACCGCUGCCGCCGCCGUUUCGGAGUCCCAAAAGCCGUUACGGAGAAGCGCGCAGGUAGUAGCGUCAGACCCACAAUUUUAUCGAUCCCUUUAUUGUAAUUCGAAGGAACUCCGUCUUUGUGUACUAGGUACAUAAUUUUUUUAAAGAUCACAAGGGCAUUGGAGGAAGGAAUAAGUUGAGCGCGAAAAUGAUAGACAAACUCACGGUGUAUUACGGUUUAGCCAUUCGGCGAAAUUUCGAUUCAGUGGAAGGAAUGCGGGAUGCAGUGUGGGCCACUUUUUAUCAUUAUAGUUCAACGAAAGACAAACCGCAACAUCAUCUUUGUCCUCAAGCCUCGGAUUCAUGGUGCAAGUGGCAACAAGCGAAAGCAAAUGGAUCGUUGGACAGAUACGAGCAAAGUUAUAAUGCUUUACCAGACGAGGUUUUGGAUGCAAUCCGCCCUAUAUACGAAGAUCUUAGUAAUGCGUCAUUAUUACAACGCUGCCUCGGCGGAUAUACGCAAAACGCCAACGAGAGCUAUAAUAAUUUGAUCUGGAGAAUGGCCCACACAAACACCAAUAGCAGCGCAAAAAUUGUGGAAAUUGCAACUUUCAUCGCAGUUUGUUUAUUUAACGAAGGUUUGUCGGCCCUUCUGCAAAUAAUGAACACAAUGGGCAUAACCAUUGGACGAAACGCUGCAUUAGCAGAUACUCGGCGCUGCAACCAAGCAGACAUCCGAGCACAGCACGCGACACGGGAGGUCCGUAUCAGCCGCCGACUGAAAAAAAAUAAAAAUGCCGACGAGCACCUUCAUCAGGAGGAUUCCCUAUAUGGCCCCGGAAUAGAUGAUUACAUAUAAGCGGUCAAGGACUAAUCCAUGGUACCGCAAUUGAAGUCCAGUCGGACAUAACCAACUUCGAGGAAUUGCAAAGGGGUAAAGGGGGGGGGUAUUUUAUUUUAAUAAAAAUUUAUUUACAAGUCCAAAGUAUGUUCUUUAACAUAAAAAAAACCCGAUCCUAAUAAGCCUUUUAUUUUUUGAAAAAAAAAUUAGUGAAAAUAGGUUAUUUUUCGUGCCGAGAAAGGUAUAUGCCCCCUUAAUACAAUUUACAUCAAUACAAUUUAUUAGAAAAAUGUUGUCAUGAUCAUUAUCUUGAGCAACUCUCACACAAUUUUAGCGAUCGUUUAUUAAAAAGUUAUUAGUAAAGAAAUUUCAUAUAUUGUUCGAUUAUCAUAUGUAUUUCAUGGUACAUAUUAAUAGCAGAUUUAUUUGUUUGUAUGUAAUAAAUCGAAUGCGUAAGCAGAGGAACAGCUUUAACGACGCAUUCGGUUUUGUUAUUAUAUUGCUCAUGUAAAGAAAUGAAUCUGCUAAGAACACGUUCUGUUAAAUAUUCGGAAAUUAUAUAUAUAUUUCAUAAAGUUUAUUUUGUUAAUUUUUUAAUAAAAAACGACAAAAGGAAGGUUAUGAGUAAGAAGGAAGGGCUAAGGGGAGAAAAAAUUUGGAUAGAGGAGGAUCUAACAUGGAAGGAGAGACAGAUUAGAUGGAAGUUGAAGGAGAUGGCUAGGGCAGAAGAGAGAAAAGGUGCAAAAAUAGCUAUAAGAAAUAAUAGAGUGAGGGGAAUGGUGGUUCUGGGAUGAGGAGGGGGAGACACUGAGAGAUAGAAUGGGAAGAAAAAGAGAGAACGGAGGGGGAAAAAGUCGAGGGUAGGAGGGAAGAGGGGGCAGAUGGAGGGGGACAUGGGGAAGAAUCGAUAGUGGGAGAGUUGGAUGGAGGGGGGGGAAUGAGAUGGAGGGAGUGGAGAGGGUGGUGAGGGAGGAAAGGAGGAUCGGUAAGGGAGAAGGACAACGGAGAUAACGAAAUAAAAAUGGAGAAGGGGGACGAGUAAGAAUAGCGUUUUGGAAUGUAGCAGUGAUCGAGGGCAAGGAUAGAGAUUUUUGGAAGGGGAUUAAGGAUUGGGAUGUGUUAAUAUUUAUGGAAACAAAGGGGUGGUUGGAAAAAAAGGGGGUGGGAUAGAAUAAGGGGUAAGCUGCCAAGAGAGUUUAGAUGGGAGGUGCAAAUAGCUAUGUAACGAUACGCCCCUCCACCGUCCGUGCGCUUCCGUUCCGUCCACCGAACGACAACGCCGAACGUAGCCAGGGACCACGUGCGCGCACGACCGAACUUCACCGUGCGACCACGCGGCGUCACGCGCGCCGAUCGCAUGGCGUUCCGUAACGCUCCCACUCCGGCUCAGCCGACCGAGCGCGCGGAUUGGCUUGCUUAGCCGCGCGUUCGGAUAUAUAAGCCGGCAGUGAGAACGCACAAGAUCAGAUCCGUCCAACUAUCCGACCCGUCAACAGACCGAGCAUUCUCGAUCGCUUCCUUAAGACGAGCAUUCUCGUCGUCCUCCAGUAUCCUCGACGGGCAUUCCCGUCGGUACCCGGGCAUUCUCGUCAUCAUCACCGGCCGAGCAUUCUCGACCAAUCGCCGUCCUUACUGCCAAACCGACGAAUCUCGUAAUCUAGUCAUCGACAGAGCACAAGCAACCUGUCGAUCGAGCGCCCCACUUGCACGGGGCGCGCUCGGGCGAAUCGCGGCGGCGACCGCGCCGACAACGAUCCGCACUUGCGCACGCGCUUACAUCACCGCGCUAGUCACUCCCGCCGCGCCCCGCGACUCCCCGACCGUACGGGCGUACAGCCCGCAUAUCUCACCGCGUAGCUUAGGCUACAUCUGUAAAUAAAUAGUUAAGUUCUUCCGCCUAGAUGUAAACCGCGUUUUCCGAAGUCAUUCCACCGCAAUCCGAUACCGGCGAUUGGCUGGACACCGACAAGCUCUCUUUACUUUCGAUAUCUCUUUAUCUUUAUUUUUGAUAUCUCCGUGUUGUUGUAAUCUCUUUAUUUUUUGAUAUCUCUUUUAUUUUCGGUAUCUCUUUUACUUUCUCUCAUGUUCAUUUUGACAACUCUUUUGCAAUUAUUAUUUUUAAUAAAUCAUUUUCUAUCUUUUGCUACAUUGGGUAUAAUCAUUGCGGACACCUGACCAACCGACGAGCCUUAUCCAGUCCGAUCCCGAAGUUCCCGCACCGCACCGAACCGACCGAAAUCGCGUACCGUUACAGCUAAAAAAGAAACAAGAAAAGAAGAGCAAUUGGGAAAAUGUUAGUAAGUAUAAGGAAGGAAAUAGAUACGGUAGAGAAGGGGGGGGGGCAAGAGGAAGUAGAAGGGAUAGUAACAAAAAUGAUUAGAAUAAGGGGGGAGAAGUAGAGAGUUAUAAGAGAUAUGGAGGAGAAAUAGGAAAAAAUUAAAGACUGGGUAGAAGAUAAGAGAGGUGGAGUCAAAACAAUACUGGGGGGGGGAGGGAUUUUAACGCAAGGAUAGGAGAAUUGGA